AUGCAUGUCACUUCACAUCCGUCUCCACUUCUGUGUGUCAAAAAAACAAAAAAAAUCAGCUACAGCUACUGAAACAGAGGUACCUGAUAUAUUUUUUUUUGUUUUUUUUAGUUAUUUCAAUGCAUUUAAUGUGAUUAUUUUAAGUGGGGUUUUUUAUUUUUUUUUAUUUUUGAGUACAAAAAAUGAAUCUUUUUUGAUCAGUGGUGCCUUUGGUUCUUGUUUAUACAAGUUUCUUUUCUUUUUUCCCUUUGUUUUGUUUUUUUUGGGUUGCAUUUGCAUGCAUUUUCUUAUAAAAUGAAGUAAAUGAAAAGAAAAAAACCAGCUCACAUUACUGAAAUAGCGGAACCAUGCAUUUAAUGUGAUUAUUUUAUGUGGGGUUUGUUUAUUUUUUGGUUUUAGUGUAAAAAAUGGAUUUUUUUUUGUUUGUAUUAGUGAAAUGGAAGUAUGAUCAGAGAUGCAUUUGGUUCUUGUUUAUACAAAGGCUCUGUUUUUUACCUUUUCCUUUGUGUUUUUAUGCAUGCAUUUUCUUAUACUUCUUGAAUCAUUUGUUUUGUCCACAUUAAUCUUUUAGUACUAGCUUUUUGUUACACUAUUGAUUGCAUAGACAAGUUUGUUUUAUUUUAUAUAUGUUCAUGUUGCUGAAGUUUUAGUUGAUAUUUCCUAGGGAUGACCUUUGGUUAUCAACAGACUGCUUUAUCAUGACUUUUUCGAUUUCAGUAGUUUCAUUUUCAUUUUGCUUUGAACUGCUUGUGCUUUUAUCUGACCUUUUCUCGUCAUGUUUUCUUUUGAGCUGAGGGUCUUUCAGAAACAACCUCCCUAUCUUACCGAGAUAGGGGUAAGGUCUGCGUACACUUUACCCUCCCCAGACCCCACAUUGUGGGAUUUCACUGGGUAUGUUGUUGUUGUUGUUGACCUUUGGUUAUCAAAUUUAAAAUUAAAAAGAAAUGGCCUAUAUAUAUACUGAGAGACUCUGGUGGGGUGUUUAGUCAAAUUUUUGUUCCAUAAUUUACGGAUUAGAUGAUUCUAUUUAGUUGGUAAUGCAUUUUCUUAAUGGUUAUUUUGAAAUCUAUGGAGCUUCUAAUUCAGUAACAUUUGUAGUGGCUAAAUCAAUUAUAGUCGAACCUCUCUAUAACAGUCAUCCUCUAUGACAACAUUUCAUUAUAACGGCCAACUUUUCUUUGGAGCCUAUUUUUCAUAUUAUGAUAUAUUAUACUAUGUUCUCUAUAACAACCAAAAGGUUUUCGGACAAACGAUGCCGUUAUAGAGAGGUCUAACUGUAUUAUGUUCUUUUCUUAAUUUUUAUGACCCCGUACCUCUGGAAUACAAGGUAAAUGUAUAUGCCUAAAGGAUGCUAUUCACUUAGUAUUUCCAUUAAGUAUUCCCAAAUGGAUAAAGUACACUAGUUGUUACUGACAAUUACUUCUUCAUAUACCUAUCAUUGGUUCUUUUUGCACCACUACAAAUACACAUCACUCCUUCGGGUUUGGGCCCUUCCCUGGACCCUGCGUAAACGCGUGAUGUUUCGUGCACUAGGCUGCCUUAUUUUAUGGUAGACUAUAGCUGUCAGGGCGAGUACCUAUGCUUAUCUCAAUUUGACAUUCAAAGCUACUUUUUUUAUGCUGAGGCUGAAUUUUUUCUUGUUCUGGUAUAUAUUCUCAAGAAUGUGUUAGGUAAACUUGGACAGACGGGUUAAUUGCAAACUGCUAUGGAUUCGUUAGAGAACAACUGGAAGACACCGAAUGGGAAUGCAAAGAUCUUUCAACACGAGCCUGAACAGGUUGUAGGCGGUGCAUCGGUUUAUUUUGCAUCAGAGGAGGAAGCAAUAGGAGUGGAAUAUUUAUUAGCAGAACCUGAGUAUGAUGAUAUAAUUGAUACUCUUCUAGGUUUUAACACAUGUACAUUCAGUGUUCCAGAGAGCUACUUUAAGGAGUUUUCAGCUCUGGAGUCUGUCUUAAUAAAAAGCGAUCGCGAUGCAGUUCAAAGAGAUCUUAAUGAAGAUGAUAAAACAAGGGAGAAGUUUCUUGAUGGAUUGUCGAAUGGAUAUGAUGAAAAUCAUUUCUCCAUUUCAUGUGAAGAUUACCUUUUGGAUGUUGAACUCGAGGAAGAGACUCCCACCCUCCAUGAUGUCACAAGAGAUACUUCCUGUAUAGGGAAUGUGAAUUCGGAGAACCGGCUUUUGGAUUCAGAUGGAAGAAAUUGUGGCAUUCAUGUGUUGUCUGAUGCAAGUACCUCAUCUGAUCAUGAUGCUAUGCUAUUAGACAAAUUUGAUGGCAUGUCAACUGAUAAACUACUCGAGGUGUUCGGGAAGAUGUUUGGACAUCAAACUGAAAAGUUAUUAGAUAUUGAACUUGAGGAAGAGACAUCCAUCCUCCAUGAUGUCACAAGAUCCUGUAUAGGGGACGUGAAUUUGGAGAACCAUCUUGCUAAUUCAGACAGAAGAAAUUGUGGCUUUCAUGUGUUGAAGUUGUCUGAUGCAAGUACCUCAUCUGAUCAUGAUGCUAUUCUAUUAGACAAAUUUGAUGACAUGUCGACUGAUAAACUACUUGAGGUGUUCAGGAAGAUGUUUGGACAUCAAACUUCAGUCGCAGAUAAGCAGGAACCUGUGGAAGAGAGUCCUGCCCUCCAUGAUGUCACAAGAGAUAUAUCCUGUAUAGGGAAUGUGAAUUUGGAGAACCAGCUAGCUGAUUUAGACGGAAGAAAUUGCGGCAUUCAUGUGUUAAAGUUGUCUGAUGCAAGUACCUCAUCUGAUCAUGAUUCUGUGCUAGUAGACAAACUUGAUGACAUGUCAACUAAUAAACUACUCGAGGUAUUCCCGAAGAUGUUUGGACGUCAAACUUCAGAGAUGUUUGGACGUCAAACUUCAGUUGCGGAUAAGCAAUGGCUGCAACCCCAUAGAACAUUUGGCUUGCAAAACCACGAGAUGUCAGACAAGAAUUUCAGUUUUCCAAAAUUCUCUCUUGAUUCGAGUGAAGAUCUCCUUACAGCAUCUACGGCCUUUGCUAGUAUAUUCAAUUUCAGAAGAAAGCCAAGGGUUCAACACGUGAAAAGGAGAGAACAUAUCCAAUGGAAUUCCUUCAAAUGGGAUAGCAAGGAGCCAGCUGAAGAAAAUGUAAAAUGUGAUGGAACGAAAUCAGGAAUAUCUGAACAGUAUCUGAAAUGUAAACCUUCACGAGGAGGAUUUGGUCGGCGAUACUACCACAGAGGAGUCAAAGUAUCAUCACAAGGUCUUGGUAAAAGAAAUUCUCAAGUUGGAUGCGUCCUAAUUCCACCUGGUUUGCCAAUUGAGGACCGGCCUUUGGCACAAGGUUCUUCUGGCACUCUUUCUGACCAGUCAAGUGAUAGUACAUCUGAAGAUGAUUGGACUAUAUGGACCGAUACCCGAGGCACUAACCAAUACAGAAAACACAAGUAUUGGUCAACACCUGAGGUCGUAAAGUUGGUGGAGGGUGUUUCCAAGUAUGGAGUUGGUAGAUGGAGUGAUAUAAGGAGGAUGUUUUUCCAAUCAUCUGUGCAUCGAAGUCCAGCUGAUUUGAAGGACAAAUGGCGGAAUCUUCUGAGGAAAAGCAGCCGACGAUUGCAGAGCCAGAGAGGGGUUGAUGCAAACAAGAAGCACGGUGUGCGCUCAAUUCCUCACGAUGUGUUAAACCGUGUUCGGGAGCUUGCUGUCAUCUAUCCAUAUUCGAGGCAACGUAGAUCAAGAAUCUCUCCAACUGCAUCCGUUGCCUCUUCUUCGAAUGUGGAGUCUGAUACUACUGCUUCUCUAUGAGUGAGCAAAACCCAACAUUUUUGUCCUGUAACCCAAGUGAAUUCUACCAGGAAACCGGUUUCCACUAGUUUGGAUGCACGGAUUGAAUCUCACAUAUUAGAUACUAAAGGUACUUAGAAGGAUCAUACCUGUGAAAAAAAGAUAGAUACCUUUGACAGCAAAAAUCUUAGUAGUAUAUAUGUUUUGCAAGCAGUAACUAAUUCUAAACUUGUACAAGUUCAAACUAGAGAUGCAAAUUUCUAACAGAUUGUAACUACUUCUAUUCUAGUUAAAAUCAUUUUUGUUAGAGAAUACUUAUUGGUCACAAUAUGUGCAAGACUGAAGAAAGUGGUUUCAGUUGUUAUCUUUGUUGAUUCAU
Lycium barbarum (goji berry) is the source of this 4124-nucleotide messenger RNA. RefSeq lists its product as uncharacterized. Bases 1706 to 3766 code for a protein of 686 amino acids. The transcript is spliced from 7 exons. Lineage: Eukaryota; Viridiplantae; Streptophyta; Magnoliopsida; Solanales; Solanaceae. The record is from RefSeq and is a predicted model, not a curated record.